GCCAGCCAGCCAGCCAGUCAGUCUCCCUCGGGCAGUCAGAGGAGGAGGGUGUACAGUUCCUCCCUCCACCGCACUUCAGAGGACACCCAAACCUCCCCAGUGUUACCGUGCGAUUUUUGCCGCUGCGGUAACCAACUGACACGGCGAUGCGAGAUUUGAAUACGGGUUAAUGGGGGCAAAUUUAAAGCCACUAAGCCAUUGAAUAAGCCAGUGAAGUGAAGUUUACGUACGUGAUGUGUCCGUGUACGUGAUUUGAGAGGCCUAGUGUGUACGUAAGGAAAAGUUUAGUCCCCGUGCGUAAGAGGGAUACAAGAACCGUCCGUGUUCGUGAUAGCGUAAACUAAUCACUGUCUCGUAGCGUCACUGUCCACUAAGGCCGCGAGUGUGACGGUGGUAGUGAGAGAGUAAGAGUGAUUGUGAGAGUGAAGGAGAGUGAAGGAAGGAGAUGUGAUUUACCUGUUAUGAUCCUUUCCUUGCCCACAAACACAGCCCUGGAAAACUAUGUCCAGGCGGGCGGCAUGGGCGGCGGCAGCUGGGUCAACAGUGGGGGGGAGUGGGCGGGGGAGGGCGGGGAUUGUGACUGGCCGGCCCCUCCUUCCUUCAACCUCCCCCCGCCACCACGCCUACCCCCGUCCCCUGAACAGCCCUUCCUCGCCCCCGUGGACUGCGAGGCGCCCCUGACCUGCCCGAGCAUCCUGGGGGCGCGGGAGGACCAGCGGCCUGGGGGGGGAACGCGCGCCCCCAUAGCGGUGGUGGUGGUGUCGGCGGCAACGUUGGUGGUGCUGGUGGUGGUCGCCGCUGUUAUUGUGUGUAGGUUGCGUGGGCGUGGGCGCGCUCCCAAGGGCUGCACGGAGCUGAGCGGCGCCAUUAUUUACGAUGACCUCCCCUCGGCGCCCUCCAUCGUGCCUGCCCGCGGGCGCACUAGGUUCAAGCCGGUGCCCGUGGACGGCGAGAUGGUGGGCAUGACCAUGGGCGUGCACCUGUACACGCCUGAGCCGCGCAGCAACGCGCCCUCAGAGCACCUUUACCAGAGCAUCUCCUCAGGCAGUGAGACGUGCAGCUACAGCACCAGCGAGGCGGCGGCUCACGACGGGCGGGCGCUGCUGCGGGGGGCGCGGCACCCCCCGCGCGUGCACGCGGCGACGCUGACAGACACGGACAGCGAGGAGGAGCCCCUGGCCGCCCUGGGCGUGCUGGACCCUAGCGACACUGACACCCCUUCCCCCUCCCCCGCCCACGUGCGCUACUACUGCCCGUCUGCACCGCCCCUCGCCCGCUCCCCAGGCCCAGACUACGAGAGCGUGUACUAUGUGGGCGGCGCUAGGCGUGGGCGCCCACAUACCCCCCAGCAGCGUGGCCUGCCCCCCCUGCCCUCCCGCACCGAUAGGUUCCGUACCUACUUCUCCGUAGAGCGUGGCCACCACCGGCGGCCGCGGCGGCGCCCACAAGACCGCCGCCACAACCUGCACCACAGCCACCCGCCAGAGGCAGAGCCACUCUACGAGAACCUUACCUAGUGACGCCCGCAACCCACGCCCUCCCCCCACACCACCUAUCCACCGCCAACCGUGUGUGGCUCCACCCCGCCCCGAGGCCACCCCGCCGGGCAAAGGGUGACGCGGCCAGCGGUGACGUGUCCGCGUGUGUGCGCGUCAGUACGAGGAGCGGGCCCUGUGAUCUCAGGUGUGUGACAGCCAGGUGUGUCGGCCCCAGCGACUCCCCGUCAUCCCCCUUAUCCCCGCCGCCCCCCCUUUGACUCUUUUGUGUGGCGCAGGGACGCCGCGCUGCCCGGGACGCACCGACAGAAGCCACUCGCGCAAAGCUCACUACUCCCGCCCUGAGGCGAUACCCUUAGUGUGCGGGGCGGGGCGGGGUGGGGCGGGGCGGCACACGGCCAGUGAAGCGUAAGGCGGAGCAGCGGCGGCGCUGCGGCAGCAGUGAGGCGAUGAGGCGUCACGUGAUACGCUGAUACAAUGAACCGAACCAAACGUGAGCCAAGGAAAGCGGCGAGGUCACGGGAGUCCUGAAGCGCGCGUGUCUCGCGUGACCUUACAUUGAACACAAACCCAGGGAGCCAGUGACCAGUGCGCCACCUCGCCAACCACCGCCGUCGCCACGGAGGCCGGCAGACAGUGGCGCUCCCGAGCCGCGCCUCUCCGUCAGUGUGAGUGUGAGUGCGAGUGUGUCCCCGCCGGGGUAAUCACAGGUGGGUGAUUGCAGGUGCUUAAUUGGCGGCGGUGCGCGGGAUUCACCUGGCUGCCGGAAAUUGCAGGCCAGGUGUGACGAGGACCUAAUCUAGUCUUCAGAACGUCCUUUAACUCUCACUCACUCACUCACUCACUCACUCACUCACUCACUCAGUCAUCGUAGCUCACAGUAACAACACUAAACCAUUCCACUCACUCAUUUCAACAUCCUUUUUCCUCAUCACUCAUAUGUUUGUAUUUCAUUAUAUUACCAUUCAAACAUUCAAUUGUUCAUUCUUCUCUGAUUCAGUCCACAAAUAUUCCUUUGCUUCACUAUUAUAUGAACCAAAUGUAUCCCUAACACAUGUACUACGUUAUUUUGUAUAUUUUACUGAUGUUAUUUCUGUUUAUUCAAUGUCAGUCUUACCAUUCACCCUUUGCUUCACUCGACUCACCAGUGGACUAUUGCCUUCUCCUUUUCAUCAACAGAAUAUUUUGACUGACUUAUUUUCUGUAUUUCAUUUGUACCAUUCCUUCACAUUUCCUUUUAGUAUUAAAGAUCAUCCACUUGGCUUAAUCAUUCCACUCCUCCACCUUGUCUUACGUGUACAUUUCACUAUAACAGGUAAGGCUCUCUCUCCACUAACUAAAAUCCACCUUGAUAACUUCCACAUAAACGCUUCAAAGAUCAUCCACUUGGCUUAAUCAUUCCACUCUUCCACCUUAUCUUACCUGUACCCUUCACUAUAACAGGUAACGCUCUCCACUAAUAAAAAUCCACUAGACCUUGAUAGCUGACUUCAAAAUGCUUUAAAGAUCAUCCACUUGUCUUUAUCAUUCCACUCUUCCACCUUGUCUCACCUGUACACUUCAUUCUAACAGGUAAAACUAAUUAAUUAAACUCCACCUUGAUAACUAACCACAAGAUGUUGCAAAAAUCAUCCACUUGUCUAUCAUUCCACUCUUCCACCUUGUCUCACCUGUAUACUUGAUUCUAACGGGUAAGGCCACUAAUUAAAAUCCACUUAGAAAUGAGCUGCAGUACUUUAGAAAGGCUCAUCCACUUAUCUCAUUCCACUCAUUCACACUUCACCACUUGAUAAUUUGAACAGGUGAAAACUAUCCACUAAUUGAAAUCCACUUGGGAAUCUUUAUCUUAAAAUUUUGUUAGCAUUUCACUUUUUCCACUUUUUCCACUUUUUUUCCACUUUUUCCACUUUUUUCCCACUUUCCCACUUUUUUUUUCCCAUUUUUUCACUUUUUUCCCACUUUUUCUACUUCUCUCCACUUUUCUCCACUUUUUUCCCACUUUCCUCCACUUUUCUCCACUUUUUCCCACUUUCUCCACUUUUUUCCCACUUUCUCCACUUUUCUCCACUUUUUCCCACUCUCCACUUUUUUCUCCACUUUCCUCCACUUUUCCCACUUCCCACUUUUUUCCCACAUCACUUUUUCCCCACUUUUUCCCAUUUUUCUCCAUUUUUCCUUUUUUUUUUCUUCCACCUGUCCUUUCUAUAGCUCAGUGGUCAGGUGGAUGUGUCGUGUCUUAGUGAGUGUUUCUCCUGCUGUGUCGUGUCAGCCUUGUGUCGUGUCAACAGGUGUGUCCCUCGUUAACAAGGUCACCUGGGGCUUGUCUCUCUCUCACCUGCACUAAAUUAAUCAUGUUUUUUUUCCCUUUCUUUUUUUGGUUUAAUUAUUUUUUUUUCUUUUCUUCAUUUAUUUUUUAUUUUUUUUUUUUUUUUUUUCUUGAUUUUGUUCAGAGUUUUGUUUUUU
This is a messenger RNA of Portunus trituberculatus (swimming crab), 3959 nucleotides long. RefSeq lists its product as uncharacterized. The record is from RefSeq and is a predicted model, not a curated record. NCBI's taxonomy places the organism in Eukaryota, Metazoa, Arthropoda, Malacostraca, Decapoda, Portunidae.